This is a messenger RNA of Penaeus chinensis, 3401 nucleotides long. RefSeq names its product probable E3 ubiquitin-protein ligase MGRN1 (gene Mrgn1). Gene Ontology annotation, molecular function: ubiquitin protein ligase activity. The coding region runs from base 90 to 2411 and encodes 773 amino acids. Gene Ontology annotation, cellular component: cytoplasm. Gene Ontology annotation, biological process: protein ubiquitination. The record is from RefSeq and is a predicted model, not a curated record. Lineage: Eukaryota; Metazoa; Arthropoda; Malacostraca; Decapoda; Penaeidae. The transcript has 15 exons.
CAGCUGUUGGGGAGGAAGAGAGACAGAGGGUGACGCUCCCUCAGUUUUCGUCUUUUUCUGAGCCGUCUGGGGCGUUUAAUGAGGCAGCUAUGGGGGCUAUAACCAGUAGACAGAACGCUGGCGUGGAGGAGGUGGAUAUUGGGGUCAACCACGCCUACAGAUACCCUCCAAAAUCAGGAAACUACUUCAGCAGUUAUUUCAUUAUGGGAGGGGAACGGUUCGACACAGCAGUGCCAGAGAUGUAUCUCUUUGGUGAGAACAUGGAUGUCAACUUCUUAGGUUCUCGUCCAGCUCCAUUUCCCUAUCCUGCUCCAACAGCAAAUGAACCAAGUAAAACACUAAAGGCACUCCUCAAUAUAAGGAAAGAGAGCUUGCGCUUUGUGCGUGCACCAGACGACUCUGCCAUGUUAAAAGAGGCAGAGGAUAGAACAGCCACUACUAGAUUUAACAUUGAGUUCACUUUUGACUGUGAUGUGCGAUGUGCUAUAACCAUCAUGUAUUUCUGUACAGAAGAGGUGACAAGCAAUGGAAUAAUCUACACUCCACGUGAUCCAAACAUGAAUUCGGAGACCUACCACUACAAGCGAGGAGCAAAUCAACAGUUUUCACAAGUAUGCCAUGUGUUUGACCCAUCACUAUACCCUGAGGAAGAUCUGAUGUACAGCUUUGACCGUGAAGUUAUGCCCAUUGUCAUUUACUGUCUGGCAGAAGAAGGGGAAGAUGAAUUUUCCACAGAGCCUCGCCAGUCCCAUGUGACAUUCGCUGUGGUGGAGAAGCACAGCGAGGGAUAUGUCUUGAAGCCUCUCAAGCAAAAGCUGUUCGUGGAUGGGCUGUCAUACCUCCUGCAGGAAAUCUAUGGCAUCGAGAACAAAAAAGCAGACAAUGCCAAAGUGGCAACAGAGGAGGACACAGAGGAUAAUGGAGCAGAGUGUGUCAUCUGCAUGUGUGACCUGCGAGACACUCUCAUUCUACCCUGCCGCCAUCUGUGUCUGUGUAAUUGCUGUGCAGAUUCCCUCAGAUACCAAGCCAACAACUGCCCCAUUUGUCGUGCUCCAUUCAGAGCUUUGCUACAGAUAAAAGCCCUUCAGAAGAGUACUGGACAGGUGACCAAUCCACAGCCAAACACUGAGGUAAACAAGGCCGCGCAUGUGGUAGUUUCGUUCUUGCCAGACAAGCAAGGAGACUGCGAGGAGGAUCAUGAGGGUUGGCUUGCAUGCACUGCUUUGAUUGGAAACCUGGAUGCCCCUGACAUUGCUAAAUACCAACAUGACACUUAUGCUAAAUUAUUUGGCUGUGAUAAUGUCCCUCCAGGCUACGAGGCAGUACCCUUGAUCGAGGCGCUGAAUGGCCCCUCGGUGGCUCCCCUGCAGCCCACUGCCCCACCUGCCCAUGAUCGGUACGUCCAGUUGCCUCAGAGUCCAGCAGAUGUCCCAGCAGAUGCCAUUGUCCGCAAUGAAGCCUCGAGAUGCUUUAUUGAGAGCAUCACAAUCAGAUCUGGCACAGGGACCCUGGAGGACUCUACCACACAGACCGAACAGCCGCCCAAUUCUUGUGAGAUGAAUAACAGCUCAUCUGUAGUUCCUGAGAUGCGUAUGUCAGUUCUGCUUGCUCAGGAGUCAGAUGAUGUCACAAGUACAAAACUGGAGAACAUUGCAAGCACCCCUGUUUCUUCAGCAAAGAAGAAGGCAGGCCGCAAACAUUCCCGGGAGAAGCAGCAGUUUGGUUCUAAGGACAGCGUAAAAAUUGUGAAUGAAAUUGGGGGACAGCGUAACAAGGAACCUGUGGACCCAGCAGAAACACGAAGCUUAUUGGAUGAAGACAAAUCAGAGAUCGACGCUGGUGUUAAUAGCAGCCAGGACCCAGCCCAACAGCAGGCGGUGCUGAAUCCUGAGGAACAGUCUCAGAAGGAGCUGCGAGCCCCCCAGGCAGAGGCAGAAGUGGAUGAGGAGGAAACUGGAGAAGAGGAGCCAGAAUUGGAAGAGGAAAACAUGGAAGAAAUGGAAGGAGAAGAAAAUGACACCGAGAAUUCGCUCAGCUCCCUCCCUACUUUAGCCAUGAGGUGUGCUCCCAACUCAGAGGUCGACGUGGAGGACAGCAUAUCGCAGGCUCCGACAGAAUCACCCGUUUGGACCCCCAGAAAGGAGGAAGUGGAAGGAGGGAAAAAUCUAGAGAAAGAGGAGAACCUGCGCAGGGAAAGAGCUAGCGCUUCCUCCGAGAGUGGAGUGCCAGCAUCGCCUAACGGUGGGUUCUCCUCACUCACCCACCAAAGCGAUUCACUGUCUCUGCCAGGCACACCUCUCAGUAAUGCCUCGGUGAUCAGUCGGUCAUCUGAUGCCUCUGUGAGCUCGGCAUCGUCCACCCGUGCACUUCUCUCGCACCCCACUGAUGGAUUUCCUUCCAGCGUGGUUUAAAUGUUCACUACAUAGUGGAAGUUGUCCUUUUUUUUCUUUCUUUCUUUAUUCAGUUCUAUUAUUAUGAUGACUGUCAUUCUCAAAUUAAAGUCACAAAUGAUACCCAUCACAGUAUGAAUUGUGAGGUCUUUUGUAUUUUUGUUCAUUUUGCAUUUCUUAAAUUUUGCAAUAUGCAGAGUGAAAGAAUUUACAAGGUUUGCAUAUAUGAGCCAGAUGUAUGUAAUGUUGCUUUUGUCAUAAGUAGGGAAUUCUUUUUAAUAUUGAGAGAAGGUGUGUCGUUAAUUGUAUUUUAAAAUAUUUCAGUCGUUACUGUCUUUAUCAUUCAUUUUUCUCGCGCAGCAAAGAGUUGGUGCAUAAAGAACUUGGUAUGUAUAAAUUGUAAAAAUUGAAUAAUUAGCAUAGUAUUGUUCGUAUAUCAAUUUUAUUUGGGUCAUUUAUGGGCUGUUGGAAGGAUUAUCUCCUCAGUUGACAAAAAUUAUCAAGUUGUUACGUAAAAGGGUAAACCAAAUAUAGAAUUCUGAUGAAUGAUUAGCAAAAUAUUUGCUUUAGAUAUAAUCCAUUAGAAAGUGUCAGGUUACUAAUAAAAAGAUAUUAGUAUAGAGUUUCACUGAUCAAAACAAAUUAUGAAUUCCAUCCGCUGUUUUUAGAUCUGCAGUAAAUCUAGCAAUUAUAGUUUGGUACCAAAGGACACAAAGGAUUUUUCUUUUUCUUGUUUACUGUUUGUUCAAGUCCUUUUCAGCUAAGAAUUAUAUGCCUGUGAUAUUAAGCAGAUCUGCUGUAUCUAUUCAUUUGUAUAUAUCAACUUUUGUUUGUAAUGCUGUCCUUAUCAUAAAGGAUGAAUGUGUUCUGUCUCUCACUCUGUUCACAUAUCGUUAGAAAAGUUCACAAGGUAAUGGAAUACGUCGUUUAUAAGGGUUUAGUGUUAAACUUUUGUUAUUAAUUUCUAAAAUGUAUAUCUUGCAAAUAUCAGAAUAUAAGAGAUAUUUACUA